Molecule: messenger RNA, 498 nt
Organism: Rotaria sp. Silwood2
Lineage: Eukaryota; Metazoa; Rotifera; Eurotatoria; Philodinida; Philodinidae
Source: the annotation of a GenBank genome assembly
AUGGCAUGUUUAUAUUUUUAUGAUUUAUUAUCAAAAACGAAUCCUAUCCUUGGAAAAGAAGCUGAAGUAUAUGCUUAUCGAAAUGUUAUUAAUGAACUUGUCUGUCAAACAUUUCUAUUAUCUCGUACCUAUUUACCACCACAUAUGCAAGUUUGUAUUUUUCGUCGUCUGCUUCCAGUUCUCCUACAAACAGCUGAAAUUUUUCGAUCUUCAAUUGCUCGUAGACGAUCACAAACAUCAUCACAUAGGACAAUUCAAGAAAUGGUACUAUCAGAACGAGAGAGUCAGAUUAUCAAUCAACUAUUGGACUUUACAAUUCAUCUAACUAAAGUGUCACCCCUCAUUAAAUUGCCAACAUCACUCACCUUUGAUAUUCUUUAUCGAGAAGCAGUUGGCCAAUGUUUUCUUGUUCGCUUUCUCGAAGCCAUAAUUGAACAAGAUAUUGAACAGUCGUAUUUAUAUGAAUAUUAUUUGUUUGAAGGUGUAUGGCAAGGAUAG